AUGGUGCGAGCCGCAGGUGUGGCCGGCGGGACAAACCAACAGCGGGCCGGGGGGGGAGCGGCGCGGCGGGAGGGCGGGACGGGACUGGCACCGGGCGCAUCACCGGGAGCGACGCGGGAGGAGCGGCCGCCGCGGGAGAUUGAAGUGCCAGGGCCGAGGAGCGGGAGGCGCUGCUGCCAGUGUCGCCCGCGGGGGAGGAGACCAGGAGGAGGGGGCCGGCCGGCUGCGUGUUCGGCGCUCGGGACGCGCCCGCCUCCAGGACCGGGACCCUUCGGAGCCGCUCCCGGGAGCCGCCGCCCGCUUCUCCAGAGCCACCGGGAAGCCGCGGGAGUGACGGAGCCGGGAGUCCAGGCUGCGCAGCGAAAGUUUGCCGCUUCUCCCCGCGGUUCCCACAUGCGAGUGGACAGCGUGAGACCGGCUGCUGCUCUUCCUGCUGCUCCCGCCCCUGCUCCCGCUGCUCCCUCGGGUGCCGGGGGGCCGGCGCUGCCCCCCACACCCGCCGCCGCACCUGUGCCCGGCCCUGGAGCUGCCCCGCGGGUCCGCCUGGCCAUGUGGGACUAGGAGAGGAGCGGCCAUUCU
Molecule: messenger RNA, 579 nt
Organism: Neopelma chrysocephalum (saffron-crested tyrant-manakin)
Lineage: Eukaryota; Metazoa; Chordata; Aves; Passeriformes; Pipridae
Product: transcription initiation factor TFIID subunit 4-like
Exons: 2
Coding region: 1-561 (186 amino acids)
Source: RefSeq, a predicted model, not a curated record